GGAAUGACAAUGGUAUUUUAUUCAAAGCAACUUAAGCCUCAGGCGAUUUAUUAUCUAGUACUUAUUCUCCGUGAGCGAUCAGUUGACUCAUUUUCAAACAGUGUUGGAAAGUGGAGGAAUUUCGUUCCCCAAGGACAUGCAGGAGUUACAGAGCCUGCUAAAUGCAAUAAUGUACACCCUGAACAGCAAGUCAAAGCUUGCAGAUAUCAGGAGUACCCCAGUGGGACAGUACCUUGAUGGCCACCCCUUUUUUGCCCUGGCCCUGCUGUUGUUUGGUGCCAUGGCAACAGUACCUGUUGGCCUCUUCCUGACCUUCGCUAUUGUCUCGUUUGUUGGGCUUGUCUUCCUGCAAGGUUUCCUGCUGUCGCUCAGUGGAAUAGCCCUGCUGUGUGUGCUCUGUGGUCUCGCCAUCAUUGCCUUCGCUGUGUCUGCCAUCCUCCGUGUCUUCUACAUCACAGCCUCCAACAUGCUUGACUAUUACUACAGCCGCCGCUCAGCCCACGUGAAGCAGGAAACCAUUGGAAGCGGUCCAGGAUGUGAGAGUGACGCGUCUUCCUGCCCCGACCCAAGUUUUCAAAAACAGAAAGGACAGUAACAGCAGAGCCAGGAUGCUUUCCCACACCUGCUAGGAAAACAUCAACACAUUUCAAAAAGCACUGAGCACAAAACACAUGUAUGUAAUAUUAUCAUCAGCAGUUCUGUAGUGUAAUAUUUACAUGCAGUUGGGUUAAAUUUAGUAGCACAUUAUCCUUAUAUUUGUGUGUGUGUGUUCUACUAUCAGUUUUGAGUCUGCUUUGUGUUUUAAGUUUAACAAAGGAUUUGCAUCUCCAUUGAAUAUUAUUUUGCAAAUUAAUUAAUAAUAUAAUUUCAGUUAUAGUGAACAAAUCCAUUUUUGCAUUAAUUGUAAUAACACCCAAGAGCACAUUAGUUGAAAUAAUUGCUAUAUAUGUGUAUGUGUAAUCCCCUUAAUUUUUUCUUGUUCCAUACCCAUCACUAAGAAGCCACCUACAAUGUAUGCCAAACUUUAUAUACGGUAUAGCAUUAUUAUUACCCAAAACAGAAAAUUGUUGUGACUUUUCUAUCAUGAAGAUAUGGAAUGUGCCUGUUUUCCAUUUUAUUAUUCUACUGGGGAAAGCAGUUUUCCCCCACUUUAUUCUUCUGGAGGUGCGAAGGGAUGUUACUCCCAGUUUCUGUUGAUCAGGUCUCAGGCAGGUUUUCAGGGAUUAUUGACUGAUCUCUUUGGAAGAUUUGUGGAGAUUGACACAUGAAUCUGAUAACAAGAUUCUGACUAAAGUUAUGGAAUGUGGUGUUGUACUUCCAUUGUUGCUAUCAAGGCUAAUGAUCUCUGCAUUAUCUUGUUAAGUUUUGAUCUAAUUUUGUAUUGGAUAAUUUGUCCACUUCAGUUACCCUCCAUAAGCCUAAAAUGAUUAUUCUUACUGCCUUUUCUAAUGUGGCAAA
Molecule: messenger RNA, 1458 nt
Organism: Polyodon spathula (Mississippi paddlefish)
Lineage: Eukaryota; Metazoa; Chordata; Actinopteri; Acipenseriformes; Polyodontidae
Product: lipid droplet assembly factor 1-B-like
Exons: 5
Coding region: 137-595 (152 amino acids)
Source: RefSeq, a predicted model, not a curated record